This is a messenger RNA of Trypanosoma grayi, 1170 nucleotides long. Its product is annotated as 26S protease regulatory subunit. Gene Ontology annotation, biological process: positive regulation of RNA polymerase II transcription preinitiation complex assembly. NCBI's taxonomy places the organism in Eukaryota, Euglenozoa, Kinetoplastea, Trypanosomatida, Trypanosomatidae. The coding region runs from base 1 to 1170 and encodes 389 amino acids. Gene Ontology annotation, molecular function: ATP hydrolysis activity; ATP binding; proteasome-activating activity. The transcript has a single exon. The record is from RefSeq and is a predicted model, not a curated record. Gene Ontology annotation, cellular component: cytosolic proteasome complex; proteasome regulatory particle, base subcomplex.
AUGCCUGAGCGGCAGAGGUUACUGCAGGAAGUAAUCAACAAGACGACAGUCCGUAAUGCCGCACUAGAGCGCCUCCGCGGUUUGGCACAUGAGCUGAAGACACAGCAAGAAGAGCAGGACCGAGUGCAGGAUCAGAUCAGCGCGCUUAUGAGUAUCGGCCACUUUGUUGGCGAGAUUCUCCGCCAGGUGGAUGAGGAAAAAUUUAUUGUGCAGAGCAUCUCUGGUGCGCGUCACCUCGUGGGCUACAAGAAGAGCAUCAAGUCAGAAAAGCUCAAGUUGGGUGUCCGUGUGGCGCUGGAGAUCACUACACUGACGAUUGUCAAGGUGCUCCCGCGCGAGGUGGAUCCGCAGGUUUACCGCAUGCAAUUCAUGGGUGAUGAGAAGGGUGUCUCCUUCCAGGAGAUUGGUGGGCUGCAGGAGCAGAUGCGGCAGAUGCGAGAGGUGGUGGAGCUGCCCUUGACAAACCCGGAGCUCUUCAAUCGUGUGGGCAUUACACCACCUAAAGGCGUGCUGCUGUUCGGCCCGCCUGGAACAGGCAAGACACUCCUUGCCAAGGCGAUUGCAUCGAACGUGGAUGCUGCCUUUCUGAAGGUAGUAGCCUCCUCUAUUGUGGACAAGUACAUUGGUGAGUCAGCGCGCGUGGUGCGAGAGAUGUUCGCUUACGCCCGGGAGCACGAGCCGUGCAUCAUUUUUAUUGACGAAGUGGAUGCGAUUGGCGGGAAGCGUAUUGAAGGCACCUCCUCUGAUCGCGAGAUUCAGCGCACACUGAUGGAGCUGCUGCACCAAAUGGACGGAUUCGAGAAGUUGGGCAAGGUGAAGGUGAUCAUGGCGACGAACCGGCCCGACACACUCGACUCCGCCCUCAUGCGACCGGGGCGUCUGGACCGCAAGAUUGAAAUUGGGCUUCCGAACGAGGCGGGUCGACUCGAUGUGCUGAAGAUUCACUCAUCAAAACUCACGAAGCAGGGAGACAUUGACUACGACUCCCUCGUGAAGUUAUCGGAGGGCUUUAACGGCGCCGACCUUCGCAAUGUGUGUACCGAGGCAGGUAUGUUCGCCCUUCGUGCGGGUAGGGAUUAUGUGAUCAAUGAAGACUUCAACAAGGCGACGCGAAAAGUCGGUGAUGCGAAGAAACUGGAAGGCGCCCCGCACCAAUACGCUGAGCAGUAA